CUCUUUCUCCUCAAACACAACAUAUCGGCCAUGGGUAUUGCGGCGGAGGAAUCACGUGCUUUCCACGUGACCACCGUGAGGAAAGACGUCGUCACGGCGCUUCUGCCGCUUCAGGAGCAUUGGCUGGCGCUCUCGAACCUCGACCCCCUCCUCCCGCCACUCGCCGUUAGCGUUUGCUUCUGCUACAAGAAACCUAAUUCUCUGACCAGUUCCUUAGCCAUUAAUAACACCCUCAAGAAGGCCUUGGCCGAGGUUCUUGUCACUUACUACGCCUUUGCCGGAGAAGUGGUGACCAAUUCCACCGGAGAACCCGAGCUCCUCUGCAACAACCGUGGAGUCGAUUUCGUCGACGGCUUUGCUGACGUGGCACUCCGGGAGCUCAACCUGUACGAUCCUGACGAGAGUAUCGCUAAGUUUGUUCCCAAAAACAAGCAUGGGGUCAUAUCCAUUCAGGUGACCGAACUGAAAUGUGGGAGCAUAGUGGUCGGAAGCACGUUCGAUCAUCGGAUCGCAGAUGCGUACUCGGCAAACAUGUUUUUCGUCUCAUGGGCUCAGAUGUCUCGAUCUGAACCAAUCUCUCUGGUCCCAUCUUUUCGAAGAUCUCUCCUAAACCCUAGAAGGCCAUUACUGAUCGACUCAUCUAUAGACCUAAUGUACAUGCCUGUCUCAUCCUUGCCUCCUCCACAAGAAACUUGCGGCCAAGAUGUUCUCACGAGCCGUAUUUAUUACAUCAAAUCCGAUGUUAUGAACCAGCUCCAGGCUCUGGCCAGUUCGAACGGUUUCCGUUGUACGAAACUCGAAUCCUUCAGCGCUCUCCUGUGGAAACUCGUGGCGAAACACGCAAGAAAAUAUCCCAGAAAGAUCACUUCGAAACUCGGCAUAGUCGUUGACGGGAGGAGGAGACUUGCGGAUCAAGAAACCGACAAGAAGGAAUCGAACAUGAAAACGUACUUCGGGAAUGUUCUGUCCAUCCCAUUUGGCGGGCGGAGGGUCGAUGACUUGAUGGAGAAGUCACUGUCUUGGGUGGCCAGUGAGAUUCACGAGUUCUUGAACGGGGCGAUAACCAAAGACCACUUCUUGAAUCUGAUCGAUUGGGUCGAGACCCAACGGCCAAAACCGGCGGUCUCUAGGAUUUACAGCACCGGUUCGGACGACGGACCGGCGGUCGUGGUUUCCUCGGGGACCGGUUUUCCGGUCAACAAGGUGGAUUUCGGGUGGGGCCCACCGGUUUUUGGGUCGUACCAUUUCCCGUGGGGAGGAAGCGCCGGCUACGUCAUGCCGAUGCCGAGCGCCGCCGGGAACGGAGACUGGGUGGUUUACUUGCACCUCACGCAAGGGCAGUUGAAGUUCAUUGAAGAAGAGGCUUCCCAUGUGUUUAAGCCCCUUAACAGUGAUUAUCUCAAGAUUUAAGCGUUUUCUGUGUCUAAUUAUAUAUAUCAUUAUGGAUCCUUGCUGUUAUUGGCUUUGCGAUGUAUCUCUCGAGAGGCUGUGUGUAUAUAUGUGUGUACUGUAUGUAUGUGCCUCUUUCGUGUAUUUGUAUUUGAAUUAUUGUAUAUAUAUAGAUGCGAUCAUGUAAUUAUCUAUUAUUAUUCGAUGGCAUGUUAUAGAGAUAUCUAUGUCGUCCA
Messenger RNA from Tarenaya hassleriana, 1625 nucleotides. RefSeq names its product omega-hydroxypalmitate O-feruloyl transferase-like. Bases 31 to 1410 code for a protein of 459 amino acids. NCBI's taxonomy places the organism in Eukaryota, Viridiplantae, Streptophyta, Magnoliopsida, Brassicales, Cleomaceae. The transcript is spliced from 3 exons. The record is from RefSeq and is a predicted model, not a curated record. Gene Ontology annotation, molecular function: acyltransferase activity, transferring groups other than amino-acyl groups.